This is a messenger RNA of Annulohypoxylon truncatum, 4846 nucleotides long. Its product is annotated as clustered mitochondria-domain-containing protein. Gene Ontology annotation, cellular component: cytoplasm. Gene Ontology annotation, molecular function: protein binding; mRNA binding. The record is from RefSeq and is a predicted model, not a curated record. Lineage: Eukaryota; Fungi; Ascomycota; Sordariomycetes; Xylariales; Hypoxylaceae. Gene Ontology annotation, biological process: intracellular distribution of mitochondria. The transcript has 4 exons. The coding region runs from base 425 to 4240 and encodes 1271 amino acids.
CCCCAAUGGGCCUAACGACCGCCGCAGCUCCGGCUUGCCGGGAACAGCCGGGGUUUUUCAGAUUUUUGAGUUUUUUUGAGCCGUAGAAGAAAAAAAAAAUUGAUAUGCUGCUUGGUUAGCUCCAAAUAUCUUAUCGACGGGCGAUUAAAUUCUCUUCCUAAAUUUCAACAUAGUCGAAAGUCUCUUACCUUCAUACACUUUCGUAACUAUUAAGGAGUUUAAUUGAUUUGCCAUUCCUUUUAUUACCUCUGUAUUAUACUUCUCAGACCUUGUCCAUUAAUACUUUUGCAGUUUCUACGCCGGAUUUCCUAAGCUGUGCGUCGGAUCUCGUUUGCUAUUCUUGUACAAGUACGAGGGUAUAAUACUCCCGCUUCCUAAGGUUGAACGAACCCUUCCUACUAAUCCUGUUUCCCCCUGAAUCAUAAUGCCUGAGAAACAAGAUACCACCGCUCAACCUUCUGCCCCAGAAGCUGAAACCCAAAAUGGUCAACCCGAAGAGACUAAGGUUGACUCUAACGGCCAGCCGUCUGAUGAAGACGCGGGAGAUGCGGGAGAUGCUGCAGAUGCUCUAUACCCUCUAACUAUUCAUCUACCCCGCGAUCCGAAUAAGAUCCAUGUGAUGGUCUCGCCUCAAGAGCAGGUCCACGAGCUGCGUCAGUCUAUUAUCGAGCUACCCUCCGCCUUUCAAUAUUCUUGCUUCCACCUCGAGCAUGCGGGGGAACGAAUUAACGACUUCGUCCAAAUUUCCGACGUAAAAGGACUCGGUCCGGAAGCUGAGAUCCGUUUGGUAGAGGAUCCAUAUAAUGAAAAAGAGGCUAGAAUACAUGUCAUCCGAAUUCGGGACUUGGUGGGUGCUGCGGGGGAUCGGACUGAUACCCUGCAAGGAGUUAUGCCCGGAGUCUCUCUCUUCGAUUCGGUCACCACCAGAGCUAAGGACAACGACAAUGUCCAAGCCAGUGCCUACGACUUCGAUGCUCCUGCGAAUCCUUUAGCCCUCAUACCGGGCGAGGAAGAACCUGCUCCUAAGACAGUAAAGUCCAUUGCUCUGUCGCCAUGGAACCCCCCGCCCUACCACCUUAGGCAGAAGGGUCAUUUGCUGUAUCUGCUCAUCACUACGAACGAAGGAGAGCAAUAUCAGAUCACAUCUCACGUCGGCGGGUUUUAUGUUAACAAGUCGUCAAAUAGCAAAUUCGAUCCCAUGCCUCGGGCAGCCCCUAAAGGACAUGCUGCGCAUUCGCUAUUAACACUGUUAACCCAGAUCUCACCCUCAUUCUCAGAGACCUUCGAACAAUUGUUGCAGUACAACAACCACAAGGAUCCCCUGGCCACAUUCCAGAUGACAAACGCUAUUCCUGCGGCGCCGUGGCUAGUCCCUUCGCAGAACUCACCAUUGUUGGCCCAUACCCCUGAUAUUACGAGAACCCAGGAGGGCUACCUCAUCUCCGGUGUUGAUAACACCGAUACUUUGAGAGAUUGGAACGAAGAGUUCCAAUCGGCACGCGAAUUGCCCAAGGAGACGGUCCAGGAUCGCGUCUUCAGGGAGCGGUUCAUUUCAAAGCUUUUUGCCGAUUACUCCGACGCUGCUGCCAGGGGAGCUAUCCUGGUUGCCCGCGGCGAGGUCACCCCGUUAAACCCCACGGAAGACCGUGAUGCCCAGAUAUUUGUCUACAAUAACGUGUUCUUCUCCUUUGGAGCUGAUGGUGUGGGUACUUUCACUUCAGAGGGUGGUGACGAUGCCGCAAGGGUGGCCACUGGAAAGGAUGUCAACGGAGUGCGCUUAGUUAACCAACUCGAUAUUGAUGGGCUCUACAGCCCGGCAACUGUAGUAGUUGACUAUCUUGGAAAGCGAAUUGUUGGCCAAACAGUCGUUCCGGGCAUUUUCAAGCAGAGGGAGCCUGGUGAGAAUUCCAUCGAGUAUGGUGCAGUAGAGGGCAAGGAAAUAGUUGCGGCCGAUGAACGUUUCGCAGCAACCUUUGAGAAACUGUCCAAAGCCUUGCAGGUUAAAAAGCAUCCAGUUUGGGACAAAGAUGGCAAGCGCUUCGAUCUAGAGGCCAGCGUUGAAACGAAGGGUUUAAUGGGUACAGAUGGCCGAAAAUACGUCCUUGACUUAUACCGCAUUACCCCUCUAGAUGUAUUGUGGCUGGAAGAGAACAGUACCACUGAGGAACAGAAGACCGAGCUCGAUUAUCCUCAUCGGAUGACUGUCUUACGAUCAGAACUCGUAGAAUUACUCCGAAACCACAACUGGAACGAAUGGGUGAAUAAGGAGCUCGAAAGGUUAAAACAGAAGUCCAAAUCCAAGUCGGAGGGCGAGCAAACCGACAAAGAGGAGAAGCCUUCAUCUACGGAGGAAAAGACUACGGAAGAAAAAGAAGAGGACAAACCUACCGAGUCAAGCGAGGAUGCCGCGAUGGAAGACGAAGACCGCAUCGACGCUUCAGAAUUCCAGUUCUCGCUUAACCCAGAUGCGUUCAGUGGUCAGGUCCCUCAGACCGAUGCUGAGAAGGAAGAGCUAGCUGCUGACGAAGAGGAUGUUCGAAAUGCUUGCAAGUAUCUUCGCGAAAUAGCAAUUCCGACUUUUGUCGAUCAUAUCAAGGCCUCAGAUUUACCGUUCCCUAUGGAUGGCCUAUCUCUUACUAAGAUGAUGCACAAGCGCGGUAUUAACAUGCGAUAUCUCGGCAAGAUAGUGUCUCUUUGCGAGGGUCCUAGGCUUUUACGACUUCGGGAUCUAUGUUUGCAUGAGAUCAUAUCAAGAGCAUUCAAGCAUGUUGCAGGCAAAUAUUUGCGAUAUCUACCAAUUCCCCUAACCUCCGCCUGCAUUGCCCAUCUUCUUAACUGCCUUCUUGGAUCUGGAUUCAACAGUAACCCUACUGCGGAUAUCGACGAGUCCCUAAAAGCACUGUAUCCUGAAGCCGAUCUUGCAUUUGCCAGUGUCACACCAGAAAGCCUCCGAAAAGAGAUUGCGGCGCAAGUGUUCCGUCGGUUCAGGUUCACCCUGGAUUCAGACCUACAAUUCCAGAUGAAACCCUUGCAACUUCUCCGCGAGGUGUCUCUGAAGCUCGGCUUCCAAUUGCAGGCGAAGAACUUCCAGUUCACUAGCGAUUCCAGCACUGGAAAUACCACAACCACGAAUGGUGUCAACGGUCACGCGAGUGGUGAUGGUAAGAAGAAAAAGAAGAAGUCGAGAGACGGAUCUCCGUCUUCUGUUAACUCCAUUACUGUCCCCACUACAUUCACUCCAGAUGAUGUUGUGAACAUUGUCCCUAUCAUCAAGGAUUCUGCACCAAAGAGUGCUAUUUCUGAGGAGGCCCUAGAAGGUGGUCGCCAUUCAAUCAUGCAAAAUAACAGAAAGAUUGGACAGGAGUUGUUAUUGGAGAGUCUGACUCUCCAUGAGCAAAUUUACGGAAUUCUUCACCCAGAAGUUGCGCGAGCUUACUCCAGUUUAGCACAAAUCUAUUAUCAACUUGAGGAGAAGGAGGCUGCUGUUGAUCUAGCGAGGAAGGCAGUUAUCGUAUCGGAGCGGACAAUCGGAGUUGACUCUGCGGAAACGUUGCUCUACUACCUAAAUCUUGGGCUUUACGUACAUGGGUCUGGUGAUAGCAAGGCAGCCCUCGCAUACGUCAAACAUGCUCUAGAUCUAUGGAAGAUCAUCUACGGGCCCGAUCACCCCGAUUCGAUCACAACCCUGAACAAUGCAGCAGUCAUGCUACAGCAUAUGCAAGCUUACCAUGAAUCUCGUAUCUGGUUUGAGCAAGCCCUUGCUGUUUGCGAGCGCGUGAUGGGCAAGCAGUCUCUCCCAGCUGCUAGCCUUCUCUUCCAGCUUGCCCAAGCACUGGCCUUAGACAACGAAUCCAAGGCCGCGCUCGGCAAGAUGCGCGAGUGCUACAAUAUCUUCUUGCACCAACUAGGCCCGGAGAACAACAACACCAAAGAAGCCGAGACUUGGUUGGAGCAACUGACGCAGAACGCCGUCGCGAUCGCGAAGAGGGAUAAGGAUGCUCAGGCGAGGCGUCUGCGAGCCGGAAUACGCUUCCCACCGCGUAACGUCGCGCUUGGCGGUGGUGGUGCCGGUGCUACUGCACAGCCCGCGGCAUUGAGUGCGAACAAAUCGGACAAGCCUGAUGCCCGAAGCAUCGAUGAUCUAAUCAAAUUCAUCGAGGGCAACACGGCACAGAAGAAGAGCACCAAGAAGCGUACCGCGCGUAGCGGGCCCAAGACGCGAGUAGGCGCGGCUGCAUGAUGAAUCGAUGGACACUGAAAAGAAUUGGGUAUGAUAACGAGGAAAUAUGUCAGUCAUGGAUCACUGUGGUAGGGAGAUCGGUCCUAGCCGACGGAUGGAGAUUCAGGGGCACGGAAAAGGAAAGGAUGGAAAAAUAAAAAAAAUAAAAUAAAGAAACAUGGGGAUUCCUCAGGCAUCAUCAUAUCUUCAAACUUUACGAGGCAUCUCUAGAAAGCGGAGGAAAAAUCUGUUCUUUCUCUCCCUCACAUCCUCUCAAAAGGUUGCAUAGUUCUCGCAGAAUGGGGUUUUUGCAUUGUGUAUGUACAUUUUUAUUUCUUCAUCCUUCCCAUUUCAACUUGGUUGGCCGGCUGGCGAAUAUUAUGAUACGGCGGCGAUGAAAAUCUGGAACUCGCUCGAUGCAUGUGGGAAAGGGCCCAAGGACGUUGUAUAUACACACUAAAUAGGGAUAUAUGGCACUAGGGGGGCGGUUCAACUCAAGUUACAAAAGGAGGCAGAAUCGGGGGGAUGUUUACCAAUUCCCCCCUCCCCCCUCUAGGUACACAGGAAAAGCAUGAACGCGCUUCGUGGCAUGCGUGUGUUAAAUAGACAUACAUCUUCACUCUUGAA